AUGGCCAUACCGACAUCACGAAUUCUGUGGCCGUCGCUGCCGUCUGCGCCCUGCGACACCGCUCUUUCGCUUUUUGCGUCCUCUGCGCGAUGCACGCGCCGCGCCCCCCUAGCACGCUUCUCGACAUCGCCGUCAUUAUUGAAAGGCCCGGGACGAGGAGAUAACAACAAGAACCGGGGCGUGUCAGGCGUGCGACACACAGGAUUGCGGCCGAGACAGACACUCUCGGUCAAGAGGAAGGACCACGAGAACCAGAAGCUGCCCACGCCAGUGCAGCCGACCUCACAGAUCAACGGUGACCCGGGCCAUGGUCUCUACGAUUUCUUCAAAGACAAGAAACUGCUGUUAACCCCGGUGGAAGAGGCACGACAUGGUCGAGCGUGGACUGUCAACGAACUGCGAAACCGUGAUUGGGAAACUCUGCAGCAGCUAUGGUGGGUGUGCGUCAAGGAGAGAAAUCGUCUCGCCACGGCGCACUACGAACACAAGAGACAGGGCGCCGGUUACGGCCAGACUGAGAUGGAGCAGCGGGAUGAGACGAUACAGGAGACGAUGAAAGCCAUUCUUGAUACCCUUGCAGAGCGGAACAGAGCCUAUGAAGAGGCAUACAAGCUGGCAAAACACGAUCCAACCAUCGACCUACGCCGUUCUGGGCAUCAAUACCAGGAGUCCUCGUAUGAUGCAGAGGACAUGUACCAGCAAGAAGAUACCUUGAACGACCCAGUUGGUGUGGUACCGAAAGAGGCGUCGGAAGGACAGCCCCCGAGAUCAGAGACGAUAUCAGUCUCGCAGCGCUCGACCGAACACUCAUCAGAAGCAUCCCCUUCGAAAGAGCUGUCCAAGCAGCCGAAUGCAUCGUAA
Molecule: messenger RNA, 861 nt
Organism: Didymosphaeria variabile
Lineage: Eukaryota; Fungi; Ascomycota; Dothideomycetes; Pleosporales; Didymosphaeriaceae
Gene: MRPL4
Product: 54S ribosomal protein L4 mitochondrial
Exons: 3
Coding region: 1-861 (286 amino acids)
Biological process (GO): mitochondrial translation
Cellular component (GO): mitochondrial ribosome; mitochondrial large ribosomal subunit
Molecular function (GO): structural constituent of ribosome
Source: RefSeq, a predicted model, not a curated record